This is a messenger RNA of Mus musculus (house mouse), 3580 nucleotides long. It is a transcript of the gene Prkcq, whose product is annotated as protein kinase C, theta. NCBI's taxonomy places the organism in Eukaryota, Metazoa, Chordata, Mammalia, Rodentia, Muridae. The record is from RefSeq and is marked validated. The transcript is spliced from 18 exons. Gene Ontology annotation, cellular component: plasma membrane; centriolar satellite; cytoplasm. Gene Ontology annotation, biological process: cell chemotaxis; intracellular signal transduction; negative regulation of T cell apoptotic process. Gene Ontology annotation, molecular function: ATP binding; protein serine/threonine kinase activity; diacylglycerol-dependent serine/threonine kinase activity. The coding region runs from base 360 to 2483 and encodes 707 amino acids.
CUGGCACUCAGGCGGCUGAGGCUCUGGCGUCCGUCCCGCUUCGCGCUGCCUGCGGCGUCGCUCCCCGCCCGGUGACUGCUUCAUCCAGACCUCCUGCAGCCUCCGGGUCCCAGUCGCGGCAGAGCGACAAGUGGCCAGUGAGGCGUGAGGAUGGAGGGUGGGGACAGAGCCAGCAGGAGGAAGGCCGAGAGCGCUCGCGGAACGCAACCAGGCGCGCGUCCCUGAGCCGGCGUGGCGAGCGCCCUCUGGCCGGUGCCGCCACCGGAGUACCCUUGGGUCGCCAGGCCCGCGCCAGUCCCCGCCAUCCGAGCAACAGCGGCGCUGCUCUGGGACCGCGGCCGCGACACCAGGGAACAACCAUGUCACCGUUUCUUCGAAUCGGUUUAUCCAACUUUGACUGUGGGACCUGCCAAGCUUGUCAGGGAGAGGCAGUGAACCCCUACUGCGCUGUGCUUGUCAAAGAGUAUGUGGAAUCAGAAAAUGGGCAGAUGUACAUCCAGAAAAAGCCAACCAUGUACCCACCUUGGGACAGCACCUUUGACGCCCACAUUAACAAGGGAAGGGUGAUGCAGAUCAUCGUGAAGGGCAAGAAUGUAGACCUCAUCUCAGAAACAACCGUGGAACUCUACUCCCUGGCGGAGAGAUGCCGCAAGAACAAUGGGCGGACAGAAAUAUGGUUAGAGCUGAAACCUCAAGGCCGAAUGCUAAUGAAUGCAAGAUACUUUCUGGAAAUGAGUGACACAAAGGACAUGAGUGAGUUUGAGAAUGAAGGAUUCUUUGCACUGCAUCAGCGCCGAGGAGCCAUCAAACAGGCCAAAGUCCACCAUGUCAAGUGUCACGAGUUCACGGCCACCUUUUUCCCUCAACCCACAUUUUGCUCUGUCUGCCAUGAAUUUGUCUGGGGCCUGAACAAGCAGGGUUACCAGUGCCGACAGUGUAAUGCAGCGAUUCACAAGAAGUGCAUUGAUAAAGUGAUAGCCAAGUGCACAGGAUCCGCAAUCAAUAGCCGAGAAACCAUGUUCCAUAAGGAGAGAUUCAAGAUCGACAUGCCACACAGAUUCAAAGUCUACAACUACAAGAGUCCAACCUUCUGUGAGCACUGUGGUACCCUGCUCUGGGGGCUGGCGAGGCAAGGACUCAAAUGUGAUGCAUGUGGCAUGAACGUCCACCACCGAUGCCAGACAAAGGUUGCCAAUCUUUGUGGUAUAAACCAGAAGCUAAUGGCUGAAGCACUAGCGAUGAUUGAAAGCACCCAACAGGCUCGCUCCUUACGAGAUUCAGAACACAUCUUCCGAGAAGGCCCAGUUGAAAUUGGUCUCCCAUGCUCCACCAAAAACGAAACCAGGCCACCAUGCGUACCAACACCUGGGAAAAGAGAACCCCAGGGCAUUUCCUGGGAUUCCCCUUUGGAUGGGUCAAAUAAAUCGGCCGGUCCUCCUGAACCCGAAGUGAGCAUGCGCAGGACUUCACUGCAGCUGAAACUGAAGAUCGAUGACUUCAUCCUGCACAAGAUGUUGGGAAAAGGAAGUUUUGGCAAGGUCUUCCUGGCAGAGUUCAAGAGAACCAAUCAGUUUUUCGCAAUAAAAGCCUUAAAGAAAGAUGUGGUGUUGAUGGAUGAUGACGUCGAGUGUACAAUGGUGGAAAAGAGGGUUCUGUCCUUGGCAUGGGAGCAUCCAUUUCUAACACACAUGUUCUGCACAUUCCAGACCAAGGAAAAUCUCUUUUUCGUGAUGGAGUAUCUCAAUGGAGGCGACUUAAUGUACCACAUCCAAAGUUGCCACAAAUUUGAUCUUUCCAGAGCCACGUUUUAUGCUGCUGAGGUCAUCCUUGGUCUGCAGUUCCUUCAUUCCAAAGGAAUUGUCUACAGGGACCUGAAGCUUGAUAAUAUCCUGUUAGACAGAGAUGGACAUAUCAAAAUAGCAGACUUUGGGAUGUGCAAAGAGAACAUGCUAGGAGAUGCGAAGACAAAUACUUUCUGUGGAACUCCUGACUACAUUGCUCCGGAGAUCUUGCUGGGUCAGAAGUACAACCAUUCCGUCGACUGGUGGUCCUUCGGGGUGCUCGUUUAUGAGAUGCUGAUUGGCCAGUCCCCCUUCCACGGGCAGGACGAGGAGGAGCUGUUCCACUCCAUCCGCAUGGACAACCCCUUCUACCCGAGGUGGCUCGAAAGGGAGGCCAAGGACCUUCUAGUGAAGCUUUUUGUGAGAGAACCUGAGAAGAGGCUGGGAGUGAGAGGAGACAUCCGCCAGCAUCCUUUGUUUCGAGAGAUCAACUGGGAAGAGCUUGAAAGGAAAGAGAUUGACCCACCCUUCAGACCAAAAGUGAAAUCACCAUAUGACUGUAGCAAUUUCGACAAGGAAUUCCUAAGUGAGAAACCCCGGCUAUCAUUCGCCGACAGAGCACUCAUCAACAGCAUGGACCAGAACAUGUUCAGCAACUUUUCCUUCAUUAACCCAGGGAUGGAGACUCUCAUUUGCUCCUGAACCUCAUCUGUCUCCAGACUGGAAGGGAUUUGCCUUCUCUCUGGGAACUGGUUCAAGUAACACUUCUGGGGGUGGGGGUCUCUUUUUCACGUUAGAGAAGAAAAGAAACACUGCAAAGGCAGGGAGGACUGCUGAGCUCCUUGUGUGACUUGUUACCUACAGCACAAACCACGCCUACUUCACUAAUGACAUCAUCCCUAAUGACAUCAUCCCGUUAUAUCUCCUGGAAUCUCUCACAGCAGCCCUUGAAGUUAGAUCAUUAUUAACUCUAGUCAUUUACUUGAAAGAUGGUUCCCGAUGCUGUGAAAGAUUCGAAAUGCAGUUCUGCUCUUGCCCUAGACAACAGCUGCUGGUUGGUGAUGAACCAAGGCGCAAGUGGAACAGAUUUCUCAAGACUGGAGCAGUGAUCGCCUGUUAUAGAAGUCAAUUCCACUCAACCACAGAGAAGGAACCACUAAGCCACGUUGAUGUGUGCAUGUCUGUGGAAAUGUCGAUGACAGAAGGGAGGGAAAGGGGAAGCUCUGAGCAGAUUGUAAUGGGAAGCUCUCCAAUAAACAUAGCAUGAAACUUGAAAUUUACAAAUCUGUUCAUUCUGGCUAGCCCCAAAAUUCCCAAGGCAGAGGAAAGUAAAGGGCAGUGAGCUUAGCAGAGCCCUUUGUCGCCAACAGGGAAGGGUAAGGAUGUCGCCUACGUGGAACAUCUUAUACACACAGAAGGAAAGUAUAACCAACAAGGGCAGGGUGGUUUACAGCUGCCAAUCAAACCUGCCCUCCCCCCUCUGUUCUCAGUUGAUCUCUCUGUCAGCGUAGGUAGGCACUCAUUACCAUCCUCCCAUCAUACAAGAAAUAAAAUGCAUGACUCUUCUAAGAUAAAGAAAACCAAUCCCUUAUCACGUUGUUCCCAGUGAUUUGAUGGCAAAUAAGUCCCUCCUUAGGCAUCCUGCAAGACAACCCAACCCAUGCAUGCUAUUUGCAGUAGUCAGUCCUGUUGAGUUAGAGUCCUAACUAUACACAAUAUCGUGCGAUGUUUAUAUAUGUUGAUGAGAUGUUGUGAUGAUAACGUGGAUAUGUAAAAGGGAAUAAAAGAAGAAAGAAAGA